ACAGAAGGGACUAGUGCAGCAUAUAGUGUGGAGGUGCACGCUCAGUAGUGUUUGAUUCGAAAAGCAUGGCAGACGAAGCUGAUGUUGCCGGACUGCGGGAGGUCGGCGAAGCCGAGGUACAAGCUAGCGGCGACGAAACCGAGCGGCUGGCGGACGCCGACGAAGCGGAGCUGCGGGCGCUGACAGCAGAGCUCGCCAAGAUCCAGCGGUCGCGUGCGAUGGCACUCGAGCAGAUCGAGCUCCUCAAGGUCGAGCGGGCUGCUCUCGAGACACGCUUUGACGCUGAGCGGCGCAAUAUCGAUCGGCGUAACGAGGCCCGCGAGCGCCAAGCCCGUGUCGCCCAGGAAAUGGCCGAACAAGAAGCUGCGCAGCAAGCGGCGCGCGACGCAUUGCACCGCCCCGUCGAGCCCCAGCUCUAUGAGCCACCAGCCAGUGCCACGCAUGGCUCGGACGACCUCGACGAUCUCGAAGCCUACCUUGAAAACAACUAAGGACACCGGUCCUAUUUACCCUCUAUACGCUCG
Messenger RNA from Saprolegnia diclina VS20, 524 nucleotides. RefSeq lists its product as hypothetical. Lineage: Eukaryota; Oomycota; Saprolegniomycetes; Saprolegniales; Saprolegniaceae. The record is from RefSeq and is a predicted model, not a curated record. Bases 66 to 491 code for a protein of 141 amino acids. The transcript has a single exon.